Messenger RNA from Seriola dumerili (greater amberjack), 2388 nucleotides. It is a transcript of the gene nln, whose product is annotated as thimet oligopeptidase-like. The record is from RefSeq and is a predicted model, not a curated record. The coding region runs from base 52 to 2172 and encodes 706 amino acids. The transcript has 13 exons. NCBI's taxonomy places the organism in Eukaryota, Metazoa, Chordata, Actinopteri, Carangiformes, Carangidae. Gene Ontology annotation, molecular function: metalloendopeptidase activity. Gene Ontology annotation, cellular component: mitochondrial intermembrane space. Gene Ontology annotation, biological process: peptide metabolic process; proteolysis.
AAAGUGUUUGUUUUAUUGCACGGGAGGAAAUAAACGCAUGAAACCGGUGGCAUGUGCGCGUUAAGAGUCGCAGUCACCCGCACGCUCUGCAGCUUGUCUAAACCUGUGUUGAGAAUGACCAUCCAUAACGGCUCUGUGGUUUCUGCCAGAGACUGCUCUCAGGCUGGAAACAAGAGAAACACACUGAGAUGGGACCUGUCUCCAGAGGAGAUCCGGACCAUGACUGACAGCGUGAUUAACAGAGUAAAGAAGGUCUAUGAUGAAAUUGGAUCUUUAAACAUAGUUAACGUUUCUGUUGAAAACACCCUGAAAGCCUUGGCUAAUGCCAAACUGGAUUAUGCAUCAUCGCGCCAUGUUCUUGAUUUCCCCCAGUACGUUUGUCCUUCUAAGGAGGUUCGGUCCGCGAGCACAGACGCUGACAAAAAACUGUCUGAGUUCGAUGUGGAGAUAAGUAUGAGGGAGGACGUGUUCGAGCGAAUUACUGCCUUGCAGAAAAAUCUCCAAGAAAACCUUUCACCUGAAGAAAAGAGACUCUUAGACAGGCUUGUAACGUUAGGCAAGCGGAGAGGGCUGCACCUGUCUAAAGAUAUACAAGAGGAAAUAAAAAGAACCUCUAAGCUCAUUAGUGAACUCUCCAUAGAGUUUAACAAGAAUCUAAAUGAGGACAAUACGUUUCUUGUAUUUUCUGAGCAUGAAUUGGCUGGGCUAGCUCAUAGUUAUCUGAAUGGCCUGGAGAGGGCGGCAAGCGGGCGGUAUAAAGUGACACUUGAAUAUCCCCAUUACUACCCCCUGAUGAAGAGGUGUCACAAUCCCGAGACCAGGAGGAAGAUGGAAACAGCUUUUCACAGCAGGUGUAAAGAGGUAAACACAGCGAUCCUCGAACAGUUGGUACAUCUGAGGGCAAAGGUCGCAGACUUACUUGGUUACAGCAGCCAUGCGAACUACGUGCUGGAAAUCAACAUGGCCAAGAAUGCAAGCAAUGUGUCGGACUUUCUAGAUACUUUCUAUGAAACGCUGAAGCCCGUUGGAAUCAAGGAGAGGAAAUACAUUCUUGCACUAAAAAAGAGGGAGUGCCUGAUGAAGGGAUACCAGUUUGAUGGGCAGAUCAAUGCCUGGGAUUUGCCCUACUACAUGAACCAAGUGGAGCAGUGCAAGUUCGCUGUGAACAAGGACAAACUGAUCGAGUAUUUCCCGCUUGAAGUGGUGACGGCAGGAUUGUUUGGUAUUUACCAGGAGCUGCUGGGCCUCACGUUCACCGAGGUGGAACACGCUCACGUGUGGCAUGAAAAUGUCAAGCUUUAUUCGGCCCACGACUCCGACACAGGGGAGGAGAUCGGCCAGUUCUACUUGGACUUACAUCCAAGGGAGGGAAAGUACGGCCAUGCAGCCUGUUUUGGGCUCCAGCCUGGCUGCAGAGGAGCUGAUGGAAAACGCAGGCUCCCAGUGGCGGCUAUGGUGGCCAACUUUACCAAACCCAGAAAAGGCAUGCCGUCUCUCCUCCAGCACCAUGAAGUGGAGACUUACUUCCAUGAGUUCGGUCAUGUGAUGCACGAGCUCUGCUCCAAGACCACUUUUUCAGAGUUCAGUGGAACCCUGGUGGAGACGGACUUUGUGGAGGUGCCUUCGCAGAUGCUUGAGAACUGGGUUUGGGAGAAGGAGCCUCUGAGAAGAAUGUCUGGCCACUACAAGGACGGCAGCCCAAUCCCAGACAUCCUGCUCGACAAACUGAUCGCCUCCAGAGUAGCCAACACCGGUCUGAUGAACCUGCGUCAGGUGGUCCUCAGUAAAGUUGACCAGUCACUACACAGCAGCUCUCACGCAGAUACGGCUGAGGUGUUUGCAAAACACUGCCAGGACAUCCUGGGUGUUCCUGCUACACCAGGCACCAAUAUGACGGCCAGUUUCAGCCACCUGGCUGGAGGAUACGAUGGUCAGUAUUAUAGCUAUCUGUGGAGCGAAGUCUACUCCAUGGACAUUUUUUUCAGUCGUUUUAAGAAGGAAGGCAUUAUGAAUCCAAAGGUUGGAAAAGAGUACAGAAGCGUGAUUCUGGAAGCUGGCGGCUCUGAGGAUGGGAUAGACAUGCUGGAAACCUUCCUCGGACGUGCACCGUGCCAGGAUGCUUUCUUUCAAUGCAAGGGACUGAUUAAAUCACAGGAAAUACAAACAGUUUAAUUCAAUAUAGCUUCUAAGAGUCAUUUUGUCAAAGCAGCUGGAUGCGGGUCCAUGUCAGUAGGAAAAUGGCUUUACAUUAAGAACGUUAUUACAGUGUUCAGGGUUUUUGUACUACAGGUUCCAAUGUGAGGAUUUGCUGCUUUUCUCAGUUGUAUAAUAAUUGUAAACUAACUGUAUGGACUGUUCUGAACUAUUGAUGGGACAUUUAAAUAUGUA